GCUUAAUUUGGUGUUUUUCGUCUUUGGUUUGACCAAUCUGUACUUAGACCUUUUAGAUUUCAGCUUUGUUAUGUAUCAUAUCUAUUACCUUAACUUACAGAAAGACGUUUCCUUGUCGCUUUUCAUCCUUCAGGUGGCUUUCAGGCUUUUUAGAAUGGCUUUAACUGCUACGAAAUUGGUUUCAAUUACCAACUUAUGAGUUUUCUACUCUUUCAGUUUACCAAAUAAAUUUACGGAAUGCAAAUUAUGUGUAUGAUGGGACCUUGUAGGUACGGGUGAAAAAUCAGUACACCCAGUGGUUUGUUCGAUUUCUCUUUGAAAUGUCUGGUUGUAAUUUGUUUCUCGAGAAAGAUCUUUGGAGUCACUAAAUAAGAUACCCUAUGAACCGGAAAAUUGAUUUUAAGUGUCAUUUCUGAAAACUGGUCCUCGCAAAAUAUAUCCGGUCUUGUUAUUGUCGUUGGUGGAGUGUGUUGUUUCAUUAUAGGGACAACAACAACACCGUAUUUGUUGCUUUCAUGAAUAAAUCCCCAGCUGUCAUAUAUCUGUAAGUCAUUUGGCUUCUUUUAGUAAGCAGCUGAAAAUCGUUGAGGAAAAUCUUGGAGGUGGUAACAUUUUAGAUGCCAGUAGAGAUACUUAAAAAACUUAAUUGCAUUAACCAUGAAACGGUAAAACAGUGUGAAAAACUGUUAGCAUUAUUUUAAUAUUGUUAACCUCUGUCAAGUGUCAGAAGCCAAAAGUUAUACAUAAAUUUCCAUCAGUAAUGUUGAUUAGGCCGUAAUUUGGUGAUCAUUGACAAAGAUCAUACAUGUUGUGUUGUGCCAAGUGAUUUUUUCGUAUUCUAUGUGGUGGAUCCACAUCUUGACAACUGACUGGAACAUGGGUAUAGAUUUAUAUUAAAAGUGAACUGUUCUUCAACAACGGUGUGUGCCAUCUAUUAACUCCUUUAUCCAACCUGAAAUAUGACUUCGUGAUACUUCUUUUAUGGUACAAAGAUAAUAACCAACAUUUACGGACAUUAUUAUUUGUACUUCAGUCGUCUCAUGAUAAGUGCGCGAGAUAAACUAAUAUCACCCUACAAGCAAAUGAUCAAGUUACAACUAAGUAACUUAGUUUUACAAUACUUUUCUUUCCCUUUCAUUUCAACGUCUUUUUGUUUUUGUUUAUUUUUUCUCUGUCUUUUUAUGAAGUUUGUGAGUUUAAGCUCAUCAACCUUUUAGCUCGAGGUCAUACGUUGUUAUGCCUAUCGAUUCACAUGAAAUGUGUUUUUCCACUAAACUAUUCAAUUUUUUCUUUUACUUUCUGUAUGUACGAAGGAUCAAUGAGAAUGUCGGUCGCACCAGUUCAACAGGGUCCAUUUAUGAAGGAUCAGUUGGUUCAAUUGCGGGCACAGAUUAACGCUUUCAAGCUACUUUCCAAAUCACAGCCAGUCCCUGAAACAUUAUUACUAGCGGCCGAAGGAAGACAGUUACUCAGUCAUGCACCUAUUGUUAUGAGUGGACCACCUGCACCAAAUGUCCCUGUACAACAAUGGAAUCAAUCUUCUGUAAACUCCAUGCAAAAUUCGCCAUUUGUCGGGUCUCCUCAGUCGUCUGUCGUUCAGAGUGAAUUCCAUCCGGCGAAUCCUGCCCUAGCAAUAUCUCGAGUAAGACCUAAUAUCCAACCCAGUUUAGUGGCUGCACGUAUAGGUCCCCCAGUAGGCUAUCAAUCAUAUACAACCUCAUCUUCAAAUGGAACCUUUCUGCCUGGGGGUACUGGCACAUAUGGAAGGAGUAGACUUACUCCUAUUCAACGACCUCAGGGUUUGGAUCCCGUAGAGCUACUAAAAGAGAGGGAACAGCGUAUCCAGUCUCGCAUUGCGCAGCGUAUCAAAGAACUAAGUAGUCUUUCUGUAUCUAGUACAUCGGAACAAAGAGUAUCAUUAUUGAUUGAACUUCGUGCUUUGCGUCUACUGAAUUUUCAGCGACAACUAAGGCAAGACAUAGUGUCAGCUAUGCGCCGAGACACGAGCCUUGAGACAGCUCUUAAUGUCAAGGCGUACAGAAGGCCGAAAAAACAAACUCUUCGAGAGGCUCGGUUCACGGAAAAGUUGGAGAAACAAAUGAAACAUGAGCAAGAAAAAAGGCGUCGUCAAAAACAUCAAGAAUUUCUGAAUGCUGUUCUUAGCCACGGAAAAGAUUUCCGAGAGUUUCAUCGUAAUGUUAACAGCAGAAUGGUGAAAAUAAACAAAGCCGUUCUAAAUUACAAAGCCAAUGCUGAGCGUGACAAAAGAAAAGAACAAGAACGAAUUGAUCGUGAGCGUAUGCGACGUCUUAUGGCUGAAGAUGAGGAAGGUUAUCGCUGUCUUAUUGAUGCGAAAAAAGACCAGAGACUUCAUCACUUACUCACCCAAACAGAUGAAUUUAUUAGUAAUUUGACUAAACUUGUUCGUGAACAUAAACGAGAGCAAAGUAAGCAGCGUUUUAGGGAACGGUCGGAAAGAAGAAAAUUUGCACAGGAGUCAGCUCUGCAAAAUGCUGUUGUAUUCUAUCGAAAAUUGGCUGAUGAUGUCAUUAAAAACGGUGGACAACCCCCGGCCUAUUUUUCUAUUCUUCUAUCUAGUGAGAAAUUUCCUGAAGAACUUAAUCAAGUGAAUCGUGACUGGUUAUGUGGCAAAAUGUCGUCUUCUAACUUCCAGCUACCUGACGUGCGUAUACCUAUGUAUCAAACAACAACAAAAGAAAUUGUUGAAGGUGAUGCUGCACUUUAG
Molecule: messenger RNA, 2746 nt
Organism: Schistosoma curassoni
Lineage: Eukaryota; Metazoa; Platyhelminthes; Trematoda; Strigeidida; Schistosomatidae
Source: the annotation of a GenBank genome assembly